Messenger RNA from Paraglomus occultum, 495 nucleotides. Lineage: Eukaryota; Fungi; Glomeromycota; Glomeromycetes; Paraglomerales; Paraglomeraceae. The record is from the annotation of a GenBank genome assembly.
AUGUCAACACAAAUUCCAACGUCUACAAGGACUAUACGAAAACCAAGACCACUUCCUGAAAUCAAAAAUAACACCCCAAAAUACAUAGCAUUUGGUUUGGUCGGUGUAUCUUUUUGGGCGGCUUUUAUCACGAUCGCAUUUAAUCAUCAACGACAGGCAUCUAGCAUCGUAAAGAAUUCGAUUUUCCAUGUGAGAUACGAUCAAGAGGCGAAAGAAGUCUUGGGAGACAACAUCGACUUUGCCUCAUCAUGGCCGUGGAUUUCUGGAUCUGUAAACCAUCUUAAAGGGAAGAUUAAUAUAAGUUAUGAUGUCAAAGGAAGCAAAGGAAAGGGCAGGGUUCAUUUUCAUUCGGUACGUAGAGGUUACGAUCAAAGAUGGGAGGUAUUGGAAUUUUCAUUGACAAGUGAAGAUGGUAGAAUCGUGUACAUAAAAGGUAGUUCGGGAAAACUUGAGAAAGAUGCAAAUGAACCCAUUACUCGGUCUCUUACCUCGUAA